Molecule: messenger RNA, 1443 nt
Organism: Eurypyga helias (sunbittern)
Lineage: Eukaryota; Metazoa; Chordata; Aves; Eurypygiformes; Eurypygidae
Gene: MMP15
Product: matrix metallopeptidase 15 (membrane-inserted)
Exons: 9
Biological process (GO): proteolysis; extracellular matrix organization; collagen catabolic process
Cellular component (GO): extracellular matrix
Molecular function (GO): metalloendopeptidase activity; zinc ion binding
Source: RefSeq, a predicted model, not a curated record
ACCAUGCGCUCGGCGCAGACCUUCUCCUCCGCCCUCGCCGAGAUGCAGAAGUUCUACGGCAUCGCCGUCACCGGCAUCCUGGAUGAGGAGACCAAGGCGUGGAUGAAACGUCCCCGCUGCGGAGUCCCGGACCAGUUUGGGGCGCGGAUGAAGUCCAACAUGCGGCGGAAGCGGUACGCGCUGACGGGGCGGCGCUGGAGCCAGAGCCAUCUUACCUUCAGCAUCCAAAACUACACGGAGAAGCUGGGUCGAUACCACUCGUACGAGGCCGUUCGCCGAGCUUUCCGGGUGUGGGAGCAAGCCACGCCGCUGGUUUUCCGGGAGGUGCCCUACGAGGACAUCCGGCAGAAGCGGAAGAAGGAGGCCGACAUCAUGGUGCUCUUCGCCUCCGGCUUCCACGGAGACAGCUCCCCCUUCGACGGCGUCGGCGGGUUUUUGGCUCACGCCUAUUUUCCCGGUCCUGGCAUGGGGGGGGACACGCAUUUCGACUCAGAUGAGCCCUGGACGCUGGAGAACGCGGAUGUGUCUGGGAACAACCUUUUCUUGGUGGCCGUGCACGAGCUGGGGCACUCGCUGGGCUUGGAGCACUCCAGCAACCCCAGCGCUAUCAUGGCUCCCUUCUACCAGUGGAUGGACACGGAGAACUUCCAGCUGCCCGAGGAUGACCUCAAGGGCAUCCAGCAGCUGUACGGUACCGUGGAUGGGCACCCUCAGCCCACCAAGCCUUUGCCCACCGUGACACCCCGGAGACCUGGCAGGCCAGACCAGAGACCCCCUAAACCACCUCCCCCGGGGAAACCCGAGCGACCCCCCAAACCUGGCAGCCCAGACCGACCUGACCAGUACGGCCCUGACAUCUGCGACGGGAACUUCGACACGGUGGCGGUGCUGCGUGGGGAGAUGUUUGUGUUCAAGGGCCGGUGGUUCUGGAGGGUCCGGCACAACCGGGUGCUGGACAACUACCCCAUGCCCAUUGGGCACUUCUGGCGGGGCCUCCCCGGGGACAUCGACGCCGCCUACGAGAGGCAUGACGGGAGGUUCGUCUUCUUUAAAGGUGAGCAGGGAAGCUGGGUNNNCCGAGAGGCCAACCUGGAGCCCGGGUACCCACAGCCCCUCGUCACCUACGGGCAGGGCAUCCCCUACGACGGCAUCGACACGGCCGUCUGGUGGGAACCCACGGGCCACACCUUCUUCUUCCGUGGGGACAGAUACUGGCGCUUUAACGAGGACACCCGCUCAGGGUGGCCAGGUUGUGGGGUGCCCAGUUUUUGGGGUGCCCUGUGCCUGCCCACUGACACCUCACCUCCGUCUUCUCCCCCCACAGCCUCCACCUACUUCUACAGAGGCACAAAGUACUGGAAAUUUGACAACGAGCGACUCAAGACGGAGCCGGGUUAUCCCAAAUCCAUCUUACGGGACUUCAUGGGCUGUCACACGGAGCUG